Cyclopterus lumpus (lumpfish) is the source of this 1422-nucleotide messenger RNA. It is a transcript of the gene tspan37, whose product is annotated as tetraspanin 37. The coding region runs from base 252 to 995 and encodes 247 amino acids. The transcript is spliced from 7 exons. Gene Ontology annotation, cellular component: membrane. NCBI's taxonomy places the organism in Eukaryota, Metazoa, Chordata, Actinopteri, Perciformes, Cyclopteridae. The record is from RefSeq and is a predicted model, not a curated record.
CACAUCACACACUAGAUGUCAGACUUCGUGCGUAGUCUUGCUCUUCAUCUCCAGACGUCACGUGGUGGUAAACAAACCGCAGUCAUUCAUUGGAUAUGAGAAUAAGGAAUAAAGACGCGUUGCGUUGCGUUGCGUUGCCCCCCUCAAACCUCGGCGAUAUGGUUUCCGCGUUCUUUGGGGAAGUUGAUCAACGGUUGUCGUUGUAACGCCAUCGCGUGCGUGGAUUGUCGCGCUUCUCUUAAAGCCUGAAGAUGAGCGACCAGAGGAGAAAGUCGUUUAAAAGAAUCCUCCGGUGUGCGUGUCAACUUCUGUGGGUGGUGGGGUUGGUGGUGGGCCUGAGUGGAGUUUACCUGCUGAAGAACUUGAGACAGAGCAGCGUAUUCCUUUCUCACAGCUACAUCACCCUACCGGCUAUCCUCGCUCUCGCCAGCGCUGCGUUUCUAUUGGCCAGCUGGGGCCUCGGCUUCUGGGUGAGCCUCAGGGAUUCCACCUUUCUGCAGGGACUGUUUGUUUAUCUGCUGGUUAUCGUCUUUUGUCUGGAAUGUACGUCUUCAGCGUUGGCUUAUUUUCACUCUACGAAGCUGGAUUCAGCGCUAGCUCCCCUCAGCGGAGUGUUUCACAAUUACACAGGCCGCAGCCAGGACCCCAACUCUCGAGCUGUGGAUGUGACACAAAAAGAGUUGCAGUGUUGUGGGGUCCAUGACUACAGGGACUGGGUAAAAACCUUGUGGUUUAACCGAACAGGAGGACUCAGGGUUCCUCACAGCUGCUGCAACUCUACAUUCCCGUCCUGCGAUGGGACCGUGGACCAACCGGGGGAGCUCUACUCACAGGGCUGCCAGGUGAAGCUGGAGAUGAACUUCCAUUUCGUGCUGAGUUUCAUCAUCUGGUACUCCCCGGUGGUUUUUCUGGUGGAGAUCGUUUUGUUUCUGACAGUGGCACAGCUGAUGAGGGACCAACCGCAUAUUGAUUAUCAAGUACUGGUUAAAAACUGAAGACACUAGGACAGAUGGGACAGCCUCGUAUGUGCAACGAUACGAGUACAGCGUGCCUUAUUGUAUCGACUAAAUGUGCAUUAAAGUAUUGCUGUUUGGAUCAUUCAUCCUGAGCUGCACACCUCUCACCUGCUGGAUAAUACAGGUUUACUUCCGUACACACGACAAAACCUGUGCCAUAAAAGUGGGGAAAUAUAUUUUGUGCAAUGUAGUCGUUGGUAUUUAUGAAACCAAAAAGAUGACGAUGGUUUACGGAAAGCUGUUUAUGGCACUGUUGCACCUUUCAGUCUAUGAAUUUGUCACACAGAAUUAUUAAAAAAGACCCUGAUGAGUAAAAUCCAUUAUGAGUGAUGGUUGAAGGUACACAGGCACUUUGUUUGCCUUCUUGUAUAUUUCAUAGGCUCAAUAAAUAAAUCAUAAAAUGCAA